GAUGCUUCCAAGACCCGGCUGACGGCUGCAGCGGGCUCGCUGAAGGUGUUCUGGCAGGUGGUCAAGAAGCACCACCCGAACAGCCUUGUGUGUGGCACUGUGAAGGAGGACUUGGCCGCUGUUGCGUCCCGUGCGCGGACUUUGGAGGGUCCGACAAGCCCGGUGUAUGUGACUCACGGCAAGUUCCUGUCGCGAAAGAAGAUUCCGCUUUUCGUGCUUGAAUGCACCCCGGCUCUGGAUAUGGGUAUGGUCGAAGACACCCACGAGGACUACGACUUGUACCAGCUUUUCCUGACACCCCAAGAUUGCGGGCACGCAGGCACCGCCCGCGAGCGCACGUACGUGAUUGGGUCGCACAAGGAACGGACGUCCUGCAAGCAGGAUCCUUUCCAAAUGCUUGAGAAGUGCCGCCGAAAGAUGCGGACGGUGCGGACGCAACCCAAGGACUACAUGGUGGCAGAUCCUUGGGAAAUUUCCUUGGAAGCCAUGACAGUCAUCAAUCGCCGCAAAAUGUCCUGGACUCCGCAUGCUAUGGGAGAGAAUGUGGACCUCCGCGGUUUGUUGACUACCAGGGAGCAAGCGGCACUUCAGGAGUAUGAGGCCGAAUAUAGGAGACGCUAUGCUAAGGACCCCAGCGCUGACAAAAACUUGGUGCUGUUCUUGGGAGACAACCCCUCGUACUCCUUGAUCUGGAGCGCCGUGAGCAAGCGUAUACCCACACUGCGAAUGAAUUCGAGAACUGGCUUGUUGUGGCUACCUUCUCGGAACCGGUGGAUGGUGGCCCGCGAGCGGCUGGCCACCCUGGGGUGGCCUGUUACCUUGGACAUGGCUUCAGGGAUGGGGGCACCGCUGGUGGAGGCCCGCGAUUAUCUGAGGGCAGCAGAAUUGGCAGGAAAUGCAAUGAGCCUUCCAUGUGUCGCUCUCGCCCAGCUCAUAGCACUGGCAUGUUUUGCACCGAUGGCUGCUCAGUAA
This is a messenger RNA of Symbiodinium necroappetens, 972 nucleotides long. Lineage: Eukaryota; Dinophyceae; Suessiales; Symbiodiniaceae. The record is from the annotation of a GenBank genome assembly.